Dictyostelium discoideum AX4 is the source of this 171-nucleotide messenger RNA. RefSeq lists its product as hypothetical. The coding region runs from base 1 to 171 and encodes 56 amino acids. The transcript has a single exon. NCBI's taxonomy places the organism in Eukaryota, Evosea, Eumycetozoa, Dictyosteliales, Dictyosteliaceae. The record is from RefSeq and is a predicted model, not a curated record. Gene Ontology annotation, cellular component: membrane.
AUGAUAAAGAAGGCAAUGCUUUUAAUAAUGCUAUAUAUGGUGUUGGUUGUAAACGACUUAAUAUUGUAUAAUAUUUUAAGUAAAGCAAUAAUAAAGAAAUCAAAGAAUGUUUGGAAAUUAAAACAUAAACCAUUAAAAAAUAUAAAUUUAGAAACUUUAAAAAAUUAUUAA